UCUAGAAAAAACCAAAUCAAUCUAAAAAUCAAAGCUGCAACACACCACAGUAAGGCCGGCGAGGCAGGACGGCUGGCAGCGAGAGAAAGUGAGGGAUCCGGAGCAAGAGAGAGAUGAGAGGAAGCGGCGGCAUCGCUCGCCGGCGACGAGGAAGGCGCUGCGUGUGAGGGGAGAGAGAACUUAGGGUUAUAUAUGUAUUUUUUGGAUAGUUUGGAUUUCUAAUUUGCUGGACUUUGUAAAAUAAUAGGGGCAUAUAUAAUUCUAAAUUAAGAUCUUAUCCAUUUCCCUCACUCUUCUUCUCCACCAUUUCUAAAUUCCCCAAAAAUGGAAGUCACUCUCUUCACCCUCCCCUCCUCCUCCCUCUCCCUCAAAUCCCACUUCCGCAACCCCUUCCUCACCACCACCCACCUCCCCCCAACCCUCCGCCCCCAAUCGCCGCCCCUCCCCAAAAUCCAAGCCGCAAUCAGCCGCACGAAGAAGGAAGAGACCGUCGAAAAGGUCAAGCAAGAGCUCGAUUCCUGCCACCUAAUCGCCGCCAUCAGCUACAAGGGCCUCACCGUGUCGCAAUUCCAAGAGCUCCGCACCCAAUUGCCCGAGACAACCAAGCUCCUCGUCGCCAAAAAUACCCUAGUCUACAAGGCAAUCGAGGGCACCAAAUGGGCGGCGCUCAAGCCCUGCAUGAAGGGCAUGAACGCGUGGCUCUUCGUCCACAGCGAGGAGAUCCCGGCGGCGCUGAAGCCCUACCGGACCUUCCAGAGGGAGAAGAAAUUGGAGGAGAACGACUUCACCGGGGCGGUUUUCGAGGGGAAAUUCUACGGGCCCGGUGAGUUCAAGGCGCUCGAGAAUUUGCCCACGAGAGCGGAGGUUUAUGCGCAGAUUUUGGGGUCGAUUAAGGCGCCGGCUUCGGCGGUGAUCGGGACGAUUCAGGCGCCGGCGAGGGAUUUGGUAUUGACACUGAAAGCUUAUUGCAAGAAAUUGGAGGAGGAAGGCCAAUGAUGGUAAUGUAAUUGUUUUUUUUGGUGGGGGGUUUGGUUAAAGGGGAAUUGUAGCAUAAUUUGCUUGUAUAAUUGAUGAUACAUUUGAUGAUAUUUUGCUUGUUUGAGGUAUUAUGCGAAAUUUGUAUGUGAUUUUGGAGCUUGGUUCUUUGUGAUUAGCUAUGCUGUAUAAUUUCGAACGGCGCUACUGUUGGGGUAAAUUUCUGUUAAAUUCAACCUCAAUUAUGUGGA
Messenger RNA from Salvia splendens (bonfire salvia), 1226 nucleotides. RefSeq names its product 50S ribosomal protein L10, chloroplastic. Lineage: Eukaryota; Viridiplantae; Streptophyta; Magnoliopsida; Lamiales; Lamiaceae. The transcript has a single exon. The record is from RefSeq and is a predicted model, not a curated record. The coding region runs from base 325 to 996 and encodes 223 amino acids.